UAUAAACCUCUCUCACACCUCUUUCCUCACUCACAACACACACAAUCUCCCCUGCUUUCACCACCUGAGUUUCUUCUCUCUUUCUCAUCUCACAAAUUGACACAAAAAAAACAUCGAAAACCCAUUGAGCUCUGAUCUUGCUCGCUCUCUGAUUUUUGUUUUUUCUGUAAUUAAUUGAUGAUGGGUAGCUCCAAGGGAAAGAACGUUGGCAUCCGAUUCUAUUUUUGAUUUGAUCGGUGUAGAACAGAACACACCCAGAUUCCAAAAUUCAGUCUUGAAUCUAAGUUUUAAGCUUGGAUCACUCUGAUUCGAAUAUUUCUUCUUUAACUCGCACCCAUCUAGAAGAGCUUUGGUUUUGAUCGAGCGGGCAGAGUGUUGUGUAUUUAUAAGACACUCAUGGCUGGAGCUAACAGUGGGAAAUUCGAUGUGGGAGAUGAAACUCACAAAGCUUCCCAACAGGGUUGUGGUAGUAGUGAAAGCCGAGAUUGGGAGAUUGAGAAGGGAAAGGGCGUGGAUUCGAGCUCUCAGAGGCGUCAAUGGAAGCCAGUUUUUGAUGACGCUUCCAUCUCACACAAUAGACCUCUGAAGAAAAUCCGCAGCCCCGAUCGCCAUAACACAAACCAAUCCUAUUCUUCUUCUCUUCCUUUUCAACCUUCUCCACUCUCAGCUCUUCCUUCAUCCUCUUCAAGAAUAGUUUUCCCCUUCGCCUUCGACCCUUCCCAAAUGCAAUUCCCACACCAAUCACCUCUCCCAAACCAACAACAACAACAACAAAUGAUAUCAUUCGGCUCCCAGCAACAACAUAACCUUCCCUAUCCACCAAUCAUAGCCCGAGAUUCUUCGCUUCUACAUCAACAUCUUCAUCAUCAUCAUCAACAUCAUCAUCAACAGCAGCAUCAUCAACAACAGCUUCUUCAGUAUUGGAGUGAUGCUUUGAAUCUAAGUCCACGAGGAAUGUUGGCAAGGGUGGGGCCAGAUGGAAGGCCAUUGUUUAGGCCUCCAACGCAGCCCAUAAACACGACUAAGCUCUAUAGAGGAGUGAGGCAACGCCAUUGGGGAAAAUGGGUGGCUGAAAUUCGUCUUCCUCGAAACAGAACACGUCUCUGGCUAGGCACAUUCGACACUGCCGAGGACGCCGCCAUGGCCUACGACCGUGAAGCCUUCAAGCUAAGAGGAGAAAAUGCCAGGCUCAAUUUCCCUGAACUCUUCCUCAACAAGGACAAAAAACAAGAACAAGAAGAACAAGAAUCUUCUUCCCUGACCACCGGUAAAGAACAGCAUGAACCUCUGUCUGACCGUGACGUCCAAUUACCCUCGAGUAAUGAGAACGACUCGGGAAUUGGGUCGAGUGACAUCACGGCCAGCGAUGAGGUUCAUGCUGAAGUUACCGGUGGUUCUGAGGGAAUAUCUCAGGAACUGGUUUGGGGAGAAAUGUCUGCAUGGUUCAAUGCUAUUCCGGGUCCUGGUAGUCCCAUGUGGGAUGAUUUGGAUACCACCAAUAAUCUUCUCUAUCACUCACACAUUCCUAUUGCAAAUCCCAAUCAACAACAAUCCAAUGAUGCCUCUAAUGAUGCUCAGAGACAAGAACAUAACAUGGGACCAGGUUACUUAUGGAAGGAUCAGGAUUGAGAUUGUUGUUCCGACCUCAAGUCCACUACAUUGUUAGGCUCUUUGCCUAGAUUCUUACCUAAUGUGUGACUUUUUCAAGGAACACUUACCUUACUUUUUCCUUUUCCAGGUUACAGUUUCAUGAUUAUGGUUAUCAUUAUCAUGAUCCACUCCUUCAUUACAUGUUACGACCCUUUGAUGGUUACUUACUUGAUACACCCAACUUUCUUUACUACUCAUGGUUCUGGUUGCAGAUAUUUUCACCAAACAACCUCUGAACCUUGGCUAUAUUCAUUUCCUUAGAAACUUUGUGCUCUCAUACUCCCUUAAUCCUUCACAGCUAUUACUCUUACACCUUACUUUUCUUCUCUUCCUUCAGUUAACUAUUUUCUUGUUUUCACUUACUGUAGCUUGGCAUGACCAGGGGAGAAGGAAACGGUUUUGUGAUUUCCUUCUCUGUUGUUCCAUCCGUUACACAUGAGCUAUGUUUUUCAGCUCCAAGGAUGGAUUUAUUAUUUAUAUUAUAUGAUAUGAUAUGAUAUUUCAUUUGUAAUUUGCACGUUAUGUAUCUAUUUUUGUUGUUUUAUUAAAUAUCCAGCACUUUGUAGUAUCA
Molecule: messenger RNA, 2221 nt
Organism: Cajanus cajan (pigeon pea)
Lineage: Eukaryota; Viridiplantae; Streptophyta; Magnoliopsida; Fabales; Fabaceae
Gene: ERF53
Product: Integrase-type DNA-binding superfamily protein
Biological process (GO): regulation of DNA-templated transcription
Cellular component (GO): nucleus
Molecular function (GO): DNA binding; DNA-binding transcription factor activity
Source: RefSeq, a predicted model, not a curated record